AUGGAUGCUGAAAAGAUAAAAAAUAAGCGUAAAGCGCUUAAAUGCAGUGCCACUAAGUUCGUUAAAAGUUUAGACGUCACUUUAGCAAAUGAAACUAAUGUGCGUAAUUUAGAAGUAUUAUUAAAUCAAUUAAUUGAUAAAAUUGACUGUCUUAAAGUGGCUGAUAAUGAGCUUCUUAAUGUAAUCGAAGCAAAAGAUAUCGAAAAAGAGGUGCAACAAUGUGAAGACUUCUUGGAAAAUUUAAUUUUCUAUAAAUGUCAAAUUACUCAAAGAAUAGCAGCUCUAACACCUCCGGCUGUACCUUCUACUAUUAAUCCCGCUAAUUUAUCAAAUUCAACAUUGGAACUUAGUAGUCUAGUACAUCAAGAAACUAGAUCGUCGAUUAAAUUGCCAAAGCUAACUGUUAAUAAAUUCUACGGUGACCACAGAUAUUGGCUAGAAUUCAUUAGUCAGUUUGAAAAUGCAAUAGAUAAAAAUAGCGGCUUAUCUAAAAUUGAGAAGCUUAUUUACCUUAAGAAUUUAGUAGGUGGUGCUGCAGCUAAAGCAAUUUCCGGAUUCGCAUUAACAGAAAGUAAUUAUGAUGCAGCCUUGGAACUUUUAAAAUCUAGAUUCGGACAAAAGAAUUUGCUCAUUAAUGCGCAUUUAGGAUCGCUUUUGAACAUGACUCCCAUAAAAAAUACAAGUGAUACGAACAGUUUGAGAAAAUUAUACGAUAAAGCUGAAACUGAAAUCGGGAAUUUAGAAAGCUUGGGAAUAAAUUCAGAAUCGUACGGUAAUCUCUUAACACCGAUAAUUUUGAAAGUAUUGCCCUCUGAAUUAACUCUUGAAUUUAGUAGAAAGAAUAAAAGUGAUAAUUGGGAUUUAAAAGCUCUUCUCGAGUUCUUAGGUGAAGAAAUACAAAGUCGCGAAAGAGCUCAAUCUUUUCAUUCUCCCAUAAAAGAAAAACAAAAUUCGACCCAUCCGCUCCAAGAACGCAAUCGAGGCGCUUCCGGGUCAAAAUCUUUUACCAGAGAUACUUUUCGAAAACAGAAAAGUUUCAAUUCUUCAGCUGCUGAACUCUUAGUCAAUCAUACAGUUGCUAGUUCAAAAUGUGUGUUUUGUGGUUCGAACUUGCAUGAUUCAGUUUCGUGUGGCUCGCUUAAGAAAGAAAAAGGUUGUUCGUUUUGUGGUUUAAAAUCGCACCCCAAAACACUUUGUUAUCGGUUUUAUCAGAAUUCGGAUAAAACAACUUUCACCCCGCCCCAAGAAGAAUCUGAUGACAAUGUUACUAACGUUUCUUCUUGUCAAACUGAAAACAAAUCGCAAAGGGUUUUAUUGCAAACCGCAUCGGUCGUUGCUCGUUAUAAUAAUGAAUAUAGAAAUUGUCGUUUGUUAGCCGACACAGCGGCUCAAAGAAGUUUUGUAGAUAGGAAAUUUUCAAGAUUGUUGAAACUUCCCGUUAUUCGAAAAGAAAAUCUAACAGUUUAUUCCUUCGGAGAUAAGUCUCCUAUUGAAAAAACGUUUAAUGUAGUUAAAAUAAGAUUGGAAAAUAAAGAAGAUCCGAAUUUGUAUUUGGAAAUCGAGGCGUUAGAAAUAGAAAAAAUAUCCGCGGCACAUAUUCCGCCGCCUGCAGUAGAUACUUCCAUUUAUAGCAAGCAUUUGAAAGGUUUGAAAUUAGCUGAUACUUCGAAUAAGGACAUUAGUGUUUCAAUUUUAAUCGGUGCUGAUAACUAUUAUGACGUCAUGACAGGCAGAAUUAAACGUAUUAAUCGAAAACUUGUAGCUGCUGAGUCGCUCUAUGGGUGGUGUUUAAUUGGAAUAUCAGGCUCUCCAAAUAAAAAUUCAGGUGAUUCUUUCGCCAUGAAAGUAAUCGUUGAGGAAAACAUUUCAAAACAAUUGGAGACAUUUUGGCAACUAGAAAAUCUUGGAAUCGAACCAGCUAACGAUGAUGUAAGUUGUAAUGAUAACAAAACUUUACGAGAAUUCGAAGAUAGUAUUCGCUUCCAAGAUGGUAGAUAUGUGGUUAAACUCCCUUGGAAGGAUAAUUUUAAAGAAUCGCUUGAAAACAAUUACGAAGUGGCAUAUGAAAGAUUUUCAAAAUUGUGCUACAGGUUUCAAAAUGAUCAUUCUUUGUAUUCAGAGUAUAGGAGGGUUGUGAAUAAUUACAUAGAGCAAAACAUUGUAGAGCGUGUUCCUGAAUCAAGUGUAGCAGAUAGUCCAGAAUUCUAUUUGCCCCAUAGGGCAGUAAUUCGAGAUGAUAGGGUGUCUAGUAAGCUGAGAGUUGUUUUCGAUGCGUCUUCGCAUAAAAAGGGCAAGUUUUCGUUAAAUGAUAGUUUGCAUAUUGGACCUAAUUUAUAUCCUGAUUUGUUUGAACUGUUGUUGUCAUUUCGAAAGCAUCCAAUUGCGUUCACAGUUGAUAUUAAACAGGCAUUUUUGAAUGUAGCAAUUGACGAGUCGGAUAAAAAUGUAACAAAGUUCUUUUGGACUGAAAAUCCAUAUUCCUUUUCAGACUCUUUAGAAGUUCUAAGGUUCAAUCGUGUUCUCUUCGGAAUAAAUAGUUCCCCCUUUCUCUUAUGUGCUACUAUUAAAUACCAUUUGAAGAAGUAUUCUUCUAUUUUUCCGCAGACUCACGAACUGUUAAACAAAUUUUGUUACGUCGAUGACAUCAUAGGAGGUCAAAAUACUGUUGCAUCGGCAUACGCAACUAGUUUAGAAUGCGUCCAGAUCUUUAGAGAAGCAAAUAUGCCCUUGCACAAGUGGGCUACUAAUUCUGCUGAAUUGCGAAAACUUUGGGAGAAGAACGGGUUUUCUACUGAAACGUCAUCAAACCCAAUUGGUCAAAACAUGAUAAACUAUAAAGUAUUAGGCAUUUCCUGGGACGCUGACAGAGAUUUAUUUUAUUUUAACGUAGAAAAUCUGAUAUCCCUUGUAUCGAAAGGAAUUGAUACAAAAAGAUUCCUGUUGCAAGUUGCUGGUCGAAUUUUUGAUCCUAUAGGGUUUGUAGCUCCUUACGUAAUUCGUUUGAAGAUUCUCAUUCAACGCGUCUGGGAAAUGGGUCUUCUUUGGGACCAGGAAAUGCCCCAAGUUAUCAAAAAACCCUUCAGACAAUGGUGUCUUGAACUGAAGGACUUAAGUUUAGUUGAAAUCCCUCGCUUUUAUCAUUUCACGGACUCCUACACAGUUGAUGUGCAACUGCACUCCUUUUCGGAUGCAUCUAAAAGGGCCUACGGAACUGUAAUAUAUUUUCGAGUCAUUAAGACUGACGGGACUAUAACGACUAGUUUUAUCACUUCCAAGAGCAGGGUUGCCCCGUUAAAGACUCUUUCUUUGCCGAGGUUGGAAUUGAUGGGAGCACUGCUUUCUGCUAGGUUGUGUGCUAAAGUCUCUAAAGCUUUAAAAUUUGAGAAGUCCUGCUUUUUUCAUACGGAUUCCUCUAUAGUUUACCAUUGGAUUAGAGGAGAACCGUCCUGUUACAAACCGUUCGUCAAAAAUAGGAUAGAGGAGAUUCAAAGACUGACUGAACCACCGAAAUGGAAUUUUUGUCCUGGGAGGGAUAAUCCAAGCGAUAUUGUAAGCAGAGGAAUAUCUGUUCGGGAAUUGAAAGAUAGUCAACUUUGGUGGCACGGACCACCCUGGCUUAGCCAAACAGAGCAGUUUUGGCCAAAAAUAGAGGCCCAAAACGUCAGCAAUCAUGACCUAGAACUAAAGAGUAAAUUUAGAGAAGUUUCGCAAAAUGAAGUAAUCCUCGAAAAUCGCGAAAAGCUCAUAAACAUUGAUAAAUUUAGCAGUUAUCUCAAACUAUUGCGAGUAACUGCCUUCGUAUUUCGAUUUAUACACAACGCAAGAAAUACGUCGAAAAAUAAAGGUGCUCUCGAAACAAAUGAGCUUAAAUUGUCUGAAGAAUACUGGAUUAAAGAAACCCAGAAAGAAGCUUAUUGGUUAGAAAUAGUCGAUUUAGAAAGAUCUCAAAAAGUUAGCGACAGUUCAAAAAUUCGUUCUCUAGUACCUUUCUUAGAUCCCAGGAAUAUUUUGCGAAUAAAAGGGAGAUUAGAUGAAUCAGAAUUUUCUCUAGACGAGAAACAACCCAUCCUUUUACCAAAAAACUCUAAAUUUUCGGAAUUAUUAAUCUUACAUGAGCAUACUAAGAACUUUCAUAUCGGAGUAACAGCUACUCUAGUAAUGCUUAGAAGAAAGUUUUGGAUAGCGAAGGGGAGACAACUCGUGAAGAAAGUACUUAGAAAAUGCUUCAUUUGUAGAAAAUACAAAUCCAAACCAGCAAACGAAAUAACAGCGCAACUUCCGAAAGACAGAAUCGUAGAAAAUCCACCUUUCGAAAUUUGUGGCCUUGAUUUUGCAGGAGCUAUACUUUACAAAUGUGAUAAGGAAGUUAAAAAGGCUUAUUUUGCAAUUUUCACCUGUGCUGUAACUAGAGGAAUUCACUUAGAAUUAGUGUCCUCCAUGUCUACAAAGCAUUUCUUACUAGCCUUUAGAAGAUUCAUUUCCAGGCGAGGUAGUUGCAGUGUUGUUUAUUCGGAUAACGCAACAUCAUUCAAAGCCGCAAAUAAAGAUCUAAUGUACUUCUAUAACAUUCUACAAGAUUCGGAAUUUAAAGAUUUUAUAUCUUCACGUGGCAUUAAUUGGAAGUUUAUCGUAGAAAGGGCGCCCUGGUGGGGCGGAUUUUACGAACGUCUCGUAAAAUCAGUGAAAGAUCCACUCAGAAAAGUUCUCGGAAAAGCUCUUCUCACGUUUGAAGAACUUUCAACUGUUUUGACUGAAAUCGAAUACGUCGUUAAUUCGAGACCUUUAACAUACGUUACUGAUAAUUUUUCUGAGCCCAAGCCAUUAACUCCUCUUGACUUUUUGCAAUAUGGAAAGAAAAAUCACGACUAUCCAUUUAAUUUUGCUGAGUUAGUUAAUCGAGUGUCAACAAGAGAGUCCUUAUUAAAAAGAAAGCAGUAUCAAACGACACUUUUGAAACAUUUUUGGGUUAAAUGGAAAGAACUAUAUCUACUUAAUUUGAAAACAGUUCACCAUUUCAAAUCGCCUAACGUUCACAAAGAAGUAAAGAUGAAUGAUGUAGUGCUCGUCGAAGGAACUUCAAAAUCUAAACUACUAUGGGACUUGGGAAUCGUUCAAGAAACUUUUCAAGGUAGAGAUGGACAUAUCAGAGCUUGUGUCGUCAAAACCAAAAAGGGACUUUUCAGAAAACCUGUGCAGCUGAUAUAUCCCCUUGAACUUUGUGAAUGA
Molecule: messenger RNA, 5226 nt
Organism: Uloborus diversus
Lineage: Eukaryota; Metazoa; Arthropoda; Arachnida; Araneae; Uloboridae
Exons: 2
Coding region: 1-5226 (1741 amino acids)
Biological process (GO): DNA integration
Molecular function (GO): nucleic acid binding
Source: RefSeq, a predicted model, not a curated record